UACUAUGCUAUUGAUCCUGCUCCUCAUCCCACAACUUUUUGCACUUUCUCCACUCCAACCGUGCUCACAGAGCCCAUCAAUAACCUUCCGCGGAGCAAAUGAUGUGACAAGAGCCGGUGGAACACCGGCUCUUUUUGUUUUUGCUCCGUUGCAGUGUGCGAAUUGUUAUAAUUUCUUGAGGCGCCUCAACGACCUCGCCGCAUCCCGGGCGUACCGAAUUCACGUGGUUGCUCCGGAUUUCGAGUCGAACCACAUAAUCCAGAGAACCUCGUCUGCUUUCCCAAAUCUGCAAAUCGACAGAGCCGGUGAGGGUUGGCCAAGGCUUGGAGCUCAGAAUUUCGAUGCUUUUGUGCUUGAUGGCUGCUCCCGCGUCACAGACACCUACCAGUGGCCACAGUCCGAUGUGGUGACGUCACCAGACAUUCAGAACGCCCUGAACUCUGCCACCUCAUCAAAAUGCAACAACGGAGGAGCCCGGUGCCAGAUGACGUCACCGGCAGCGGCCUCGAAAAAACGGGUCAACGCAUGGCUGAAAGAGCAGCAGGAGGCGGCCGCCGAGCAGCAGAGAAGAGCCCAAACUCAGAUGCCACGUCAUCAGCAGCAGUACCAGGCUCCACAGCAGCAGCAGCAGAAUUAUCACCAAAAUUCGCAAAAUCCAUAUCAACAGCCGAAUUAUCAACAGAAUCAAUAUCAGCCUCAGCUACAACAAUUCCAGCAAAAUCCACGUCAGCAGCAACACGUCUACAGUAACCCUCAACAGGGCUACCAGCAGAACUACCAAAACCUGUACACCCCACCGCCGGCUCAACAGGCUCCAAUUCCAACGGAAAAAGUGACGACUACCACAACCGCCACCGACUACGACUACUAUCCCAACGAGAAUGAGGACGCCGCAGUGACGACAACUCCAUCAACUCAGACCCAAAUCCCUCGUCCACCAUCACAUGGCUCCGCAUGGCCAACAUUUCCUCCACACCAACAAUGGACACCGCAAGGCUAUCCAUAUGGUUACCAGCAGAAUCCAAAUAGCCCACCGAAUCCGGCUCUGAUGAUGGACGCGAAUCUACCGUGUAGUGCAUUUACUGAUGACAUUUGCCAUCAGCAGCGCGAGCAAAUGGGAUCCCUGGUGUCCAAGUGCUGUAACAAAGGCAUCUACCUAACCGACGUGUGCAUUCCCGGAAAAUGCUCCAACAGUACGACACAGCUGUGCUGUUUCCAGAAGUUUUUGCAGGCCAAAUACUCGUGCUGCAACGACCCAACCCAAGACGAGGGUGCUCCAAAGCUAACCAACAAGUUUAACAAAUGCUGUCAUAACCUGUUCGUGACCGAUGACGCAUGCUGCCCUCAGGCCGCAGCUCGUCGGUACUGGUCGACGGCCUACGAAGUUUGUAUGCCUACAGUAACCGUCGACUUCUCGCCGGUCCGAUUCGAGGUAAAGUUCGACGAUGAGAAUCGCGGUAGAAAGGUGCACUUCACAGAAGGAGUCCGAGUGCUCGACCUGUCCGUGGAUAGGCAAUGGGAAUUCAAUUGCACCUACGGUGACAAGCAACCGCAGUUCGCCUACCUGCCGGUCGACGUGCCUACAGUCAAGCCUACGCCUGUUCGAGGGCUUUAGCUUUGGCUAGACAAUUUUGGGGAAGAGAUUUUUUUGUAUAUAUAGGUGCUGAGAAUGAAGUUUUUUUAAAAAAUAAAUC
This is a messenger RNA of Caenorhabditis elegans, 1694 nucleotides long. RefSeq names its product Prion-like-(Q/N-rich)-domain-bearing protein (gene pqn-42). The coding region runs from base 5 to 1615 and encodes 536 amino acids. NCBI's taxonomy places the organism in Eukaryota, Metazoa, Nematoda, Chromadorea, Rhabditida, Rhabditidae. The record is from RefSeq and is marked reviewed. The transcript has 10 exons.